Messenger RNA from Brassica oleracea var. oleracea, 789 nucleotides. RefSeq lists its product as uncharacterized. The coding region runs from base 1 to 789 and encodes 262 amino acids. Gene Ontology annotation, cellular component: plasma membrane. The transcript has a single exon. Gene Ontology annotation, molecular function: electron transfer activity. NCBI's taxonomy places the organism in Eukaryota, Viridiplantae, Streptophyta, Magnoliopsida, Brassicales, Brassicaceae. The record is from RefSeq and is a predicted model, not a curated record.
AUGGCGACAACAACAAGAAUGUUCUGCUUCAUGCUCGCGAUGGUUCUAAUGGGAUGUUGUUGCUCGGCAAAAAUCUACAAAGUGGGAGACUCGAAGGGAUGGAUGAUAGCGAAGCACGGUAGCUAUUAUGAAUGGACUAAGCGUAAGGAAUUCCAGGUGGGGGAUUCUCUGAUGUUUGAAUACGAUGGCAACGUCAACGACGUCACUCAAGUUUCCAGUCGUCUGGAAUACCAAUUCUGCAACUCUCUUACUCCUAAAGCUUUCUACAACACAGGGCAUGAUGUCGUGACACUCACGGAACCAGGUUAUCACUUCUUCAUCACAUCAAAUCGUUCUCAAUGCUUAGCCGGACAGAAACUCGUCGUUUAUGUCGUCCAUGACCAUCCGAUGAUUCCUCCAGACUCCGACGAAUGGAGGGUUCCUGAAGAGAGUGACUUCUAUUCCAAGUGGAGUGAGGAGAAACAGUUUCAUGUGGGAGACAAUCUUCUUUUCUACUACAACGACCAAGUCGAUGACGUCCUAGAAAUCAACAGUGAUCUUGAGUUCAAAUCUUGCGACACUACUUCUCCUGUUGCCGUGCACAAUGCUGGACAAGAUCUCAUAAGGCUAACGAAACCAGGAAUCCGCUAUUUUAUUACCUCAAAGAUUGGUCAUUGUGAGGCUGGGCUUAAGCUUCGAGUUGUGGUGCGACCACUAUCCAAAAGUGUUCCGAAGAAGAUGCAGUUGUCACCUUUCGACCGCUUCAUCAAGUGGCUACGCGAUUCCUUCACACCCCACCCCCAUCACUAA